Molecule: messenger RNA, 6773 nt
Organism: Coturnix japonica (Japanese quail)
Lineage: Eukaryota; Metazoa; Chordata; Aves; Galliformes; Phasianidae
Gene: CEP85L
Product: centrosomal protein 85L
Cellular component (GO): centrosome
Source: RefSeq, a predicted model, not a curated record
AGCACAACAUGCCACAGUGCAGCAUGGCAUGGCUGGGCACAGCAUAGAAUGCCACAGUAUGACCUGGCACGGCGUGGCACACACAGCACAGUGGAGCAGAACACCAGCACAGAGGUCACAUAGCAACAGGAAGCUGCAGCAAAGGGAAUUCUCUUCGGAGCAACCACGCAAACAGCGCUGGCAGCGUGAAGGUGCACCAGAGGGUGAAGGCACAAUCCUCAAAGAGGUCGUAAAUAUAGAAAGAGAAGGAAGCUGAAAGGAGACUGUCGCUAUCUGGAGAAGGAAAAGACAUGGGGAAGCAGUGCAGGCUCAUGAGAGAAAGUGAGCUGAAAAACAAUAAGCAGAUUUAGUCUCCAAACAACACAAGCUAUGUGACCAAUGACAGGAGUACUGGCUCAGAUUAUUCCUCUGUGGGAUGGUUACCUGGUACUGAAUCCCUGUGGCAGUCCGCAACCGCUGCGUCAAGCAAUCAAAGCAAUCCUGUCAGAAGACACAGUAUAGCUUCUGACAGCGGGGACACUGGGAUUGGUACCUCCUGUUCUGAUAGUGUGGAAGAUCAUUCAACUUCAAGUGGUACAUCCUCGUUUAAGCCCAGCCGAUCACUGGUUUCUAUUCCCACUGCCCAUGUGAUGCCGUCUAAUGCCAGCUCUUCACUUUCCAAACACAGGGAAGCUUUCAAGUCUGAUGGCUCUAAAUGGAGUACAAGCUUUGUACGGUCAGGAGGCGGCAGAACUCCAGAUGCCCUAGACAAUUCUCUUGACAUGAAAGCUGCAAGACCUGUAAGAAAAUGGUCCUCCUUGACUAAGCUCAGCUCACCAAACACCUUCAGCCCGGAUGGCAGUAGUCAUUCAGUGGACUCUAGAGCUGGUACAGACAAAGCUGUGUCACCACCAUUAAGGACAAAUGGGCCAAACUGUUUGCAUGACAGCAUGGAGUUGCUAAAAAUAGAGGACAAGGAAAUAGGGAAAAAACGGUCUUCUCUACUGGACUGCAAAUACAAAUUUGAAACGUGCAACAAAGAUGAUUUUGUUUCAGAUUCCUCAAGUAGGAGACAUGCCUUAGACUUGAACUACAGUGCCUUACCUGAAAGCAAACCUGUGGCAGCCAGUUGUGAAGCUUUUGGACAGAGAUAUGCAACCUUGGGACAACAGGCUGUGAGCGGAGCUCCCAUACAGCCAGCAGUGAGGACUCAAAUGUGGCUUAAAGAACAGUUACGGGCAAAUCCCCUGGACUGCAGGACUGCAGAAGAGCCCUAUGGUGUAGCUGCAUGGCAUGUACAGCAACUUGAAGACUUUAGGCCCGGGAGUGAAGAGCCUGUGCAGGUUCCAACUGGAACAUCUCGUCAGAAUUACCCAGCUACCACAUAUCAGGACUUCAGCAACUGGGAAUCUGUAAUGAAAAUUAAAGAGGGGCUGCUAAGACAGAAAGAGAUUGUGAUCGACCGGCAAAAGCAGCAGAUUAACAGUUUGCAUCAGAAAAUAAGAGAGAAUGAGUUACGAGCUCAACAUGCAAGACUGAGCCAUCUUGUGAACUGUGAAGAGCCCUACAUGACUAAUUUGCAGCAACCACAGUAUGAGAGUGCAUCACUGCAGCCUCACACUUCAGAAAGAUCAGCAUCCCAUCUUGAGGAGCUUGAGAGAAAGAUUGCAGUGGCUGAGAAUAAGGAGUUACAACUCAGUGAAUUUCUAAAGCAGAUUUCAAACAAAUCUAGCGAGGAGAAAAAGAAGAUGGAAGAAAAACUUAAAACUAGAGACCGCUAUAUUAAUAGCCUGAAAAAGAAAUGUCAGAAAGAGUCAGAGCAAAACAAAGAAAAGCAGAGACGAAUUGAAACCUUAGAAAAAUACCUGGCUGACCUACCAACACUGGAUGAUAUUGAGGGUCAGGCUAAACAGCUGCAAAUUCUAGAGGAGAAGAACAAGCAACUUCAAGAAACUAUGACUGAGUUGGAGAAGAAACUUGGAGAGGCUCGAUCUCAGUGCAGAGAGAGAGAAAUGCAACUGGUGUGUCAGAAGAAAAAGGAAAAAGAGCUGGUUACAACAGUGCAGAGCUUGCAACAGAAAGUAGAAAAAUGCCUGGAAGAUGGUAUUCGCCUUCCUAUGUUGGACACAAAGCAGCUUCAGAGUGAGAACGAGUGUCUCAAAGAAAAGAAUGAGAAAGCCAGUAAGGUCAUAGACAAUCAACAAAAACAGAUAGAGGGACUGAUUUUAGACAUGCAGUCUAUGCAAGAGAAACUUAUGCAAGAAAAGAGGACAGUCCUGAAGAUGACAAAUGAGCUUGAAGAAAAAGAACGAAAUGUGGAACAGCUAAAUAAAACUCUCUCUGAAAACCAAAGACUGACAGAAGAAAAUGCUUCUCUGAAGGAGCAGAUACGGCAGGUGGAACAGUCCCGGCAACCAGUGUCUGAAAAAAUGCCUGUUGCAGACCAGUUGUUCAAGGAAAUGUCCCACUGCUUGUUUGACUUGAAAGCUUUGUGCAGUAUUCUUACGCAGAGAGCUCAGGGCAAGGAGCCGAACCUUUCCUUACUGCUGGGAAUCAGAUCACUGAACUGUUCAGCUGAAGAGAAUGAAAAUUAUCACAGCACAGAGACUCUCUCGAAGAAGCUCUCGGACGUUUGUCAGUUACGAAAGGAUAUUGAUGAAUUAAGGACGAUAAUGUCAGACCGUUAUGCUCAGGACAUGGGGGACAAUUGCAUCACUCAAUGACAACAUUUCAUCUAGUAGCAAAUGACUUAUUAAAUGCUGCUAUGUCACAGGUCUUUGCAUUUCUAUUAAGGAGCCAUAUUGGAAGAUAGCAAAUACCACUGCACAUGCCUCUCUUUGAGGAUCGUCGUGUGUAAUCUUGGUAACUGGGUGGGGAAGGGAGAAUCACAGUUUGAACAGAGUGGUACAGACUUCAAGAAGUCUUUCUUUUCUCCAAACUACUGAAUGUAGGAACAAGCUGUGAAGAAUGUUUCAGUUGGAUUCUCUGUUUCCUUCAUUGGGGCUCAUUUUAUUGCUUCAACUAGUUUCUGGAGUCGGAGCUUUGGAAUAGUCGUGCUGCUACUACUCUCAGUCCUUUCGUCCUUCAAGGGUUUGUGUAGCAUUACCUGCGUUACUGAAGUCAUUUCGGAGAGCCAAAUGACCUUUGGCUGUAUGUGGUGAAGAUGGAGGCUUCUGAAACCUGCAGUCGGAACAGUAUUAGACUGCUACAAACAGUAAAUGCUCUUUAAGUUGCCUGAAAAAUUUGCUACAGAAAAUAUCUUACUUUUUUAGUAAUGAAUGUGUAGCUUGUUUGAUGAAGAAUGGAAGAAAAUCAUCUUUUCAUUCCUUUAUGCACAUGAAGCCCAUAAAAUUUAAGCAUCAUCAUGUUUGCUUUGAGGAGCGUCAGUAACAUCAAGUCUGUGACAAACCCAGAGGAACUGGGAGGUGUGAAACUGCAGUGUAGAAGGUGGCUGUCCAAAAAGAGUAGACUGUAUUUUAGUGUUCAUACCAUAAUACUUUUUAUUUAUGCCACAUCCAUUUUAAAAUGUGGCUUCUCUGUAUCUGUAUCCCUGGAGACCUCUGAUGAGGUUGUAAACAACCUCAGCCAUUCUUUAUUGCAGCUACAAAAUGAGUGUUAGGCAUUUGGCAAAGUCAGGGCUCAAAGCAGAACGUCUCCGUUUAUCGGUAUUAAAUGCUCGGAUGUCCAAGGACUGCAAAGUUUUCUACACUGUUUGGUAAUUCGUGAUCUCUCCUUUCUUGUAGGAAGAGAUUACCUUAAGAAAAAUACGAUCAUAUUCUGUAGUUUAUUCCAUGAGUGUCACUUGGCAGUGCUGCUCCACUCCUGUGGGGCAGAUAAAAUAUUAACGCUUCACGUUCCUGGAACAGUACUGAAAGUUAUGAACAGUUGUGUGUGUUGUAAAGUGGGAUUUAACUGAAGGUAACAAAAACUCAUAGUGAGCAAAACCACUCUAAAAUCACGUUAUCAAGAAAAUGAAUGACCUUCGGUCAUACAUGUGAUAUUCAAGUUUCAAGUGGCUACGGUGCAAGUCAGUCUGUUGACCUGCAUCGGGAGCAACAGCAGAAAUCACUUAGCAUAGAGGUUAGAAUUGUGUAAGUUCUAGGGUAACAUUUUUAUAGGACAGUUUUCUGAUGAUGUCCAUUUUAAUAGAAGAAAAAAAGAAAUGGUUAUAGCAAUGUAGGCCGAACUUAAGAAUUUUAACUUGGUGUUUUGCUUUCUGUUCAUUGUUAUGCAGUUACUGUUAAUGUGUUUAUAAUUUAGUGUUGGGGUUUGGGGUUUUUUGUUUGUUUUUUUGUUUGUUUGGGGGGUGUUUUGUUUUGCUGUAAUGACUAAUUUAUUUGACAGUUUUCUCUAUCACGAACCUACAGGUGGACUGAUCUGUGACAGAUGAUGUUGCAGUGUAUAUCGUUGCUAUGCGGUCUUUUCAGAUAGAGAUUAAUUUGACUGGCCCAGCUCCGGUGGGUGCGAAAACAUCCAGAUUAAAUCUCAAGUGAAAUUGCGUGGUAUCUCAGCUCUAAGGUUGAAGAAGGAAAACAAAAAAAGGCCAUUUUAUUUUGAAUUGUUGAAUUCUGUUCUUUCUGUAGUUUUGAAAGUGUACUGUUAUACUAGUGCAAAGCUGAAAACAAGGCUCUUUGCACUGGUUUUCCACUGUCUCUUGUAUAAAAGCAUUGGCUUUUUUUAUGAGGGCCACAGCCAUUUCCUUUGGUGUAGUGCAGUGGUUUUGGCCCUGCAGUGAAGGAACAGUCCUGUUGUGUUGUCGCUUGACUGGUGUGGCUCUGCUGUCUCACCCGUUGAAUGUACUACAGAGUUGAGAUCAGUAAUUUAACAUUUGCAAAGCACUUCAGGAGCUGCGAUGCUCUGUAAGUAUUAGCUGAAACUCCCUCAGGAAGGAGGUCCCAUUGUAUUUGUAAUACUUUGAUUGCAAUGCUGUAAUCUUGCAUUUUAAUAUUAUUAUUUUUUUUAGGGAACCCGUGAUAUUUAUGUUGACUUUAAAGCACUUGGUUGUUGUUGUUUGUUUUGUUUUGUUUUAAAUAUGUAUAUCAAUUGAGUUUACCUGCCUCAGACAGAUUAAAAUAGGGCCGUAAAUGGUGGAUGUUUGAGCCAAAGAUGCAGGCUACCAACUGAAUAUCUACACUGAUACUGUAUUUUGCUUUGGUUUCUUGAAAUUGGGCCUGUUGUAGUAGUAGCAGUUACUAUAUACGCAUCACUUUACAGAUGCCUCUAAGUGGAAUAAGCUUUGUCUAAGAUAUGCAUGACCGAUUAAUUGGUUAAAAUGUAGUGCGUGUGAUCUCAUUCAGCGUAUUUAAUACACAGUUGAUUAAUGAAUGUUAACAUUGGAAUUGCUUGGAUUUAGUCAUGACAACUUUCUGCUGUGGCUGUUAGACAAUCUCAAGGGCUGAAAAAGAACUGCUAAUGAAUGGAUACUGUACCGUUCUGUUUGUCAGCAAACUUGUACAGUAAUUUUUUUGUAUAGUUUCAGAUCGAAUUUGUACAAUUCUUUUAGAAAGUAUUUACAGUAACUACUGUAUUCAAGAAUGUAUUUUGAAAAAGGCUUGGAAAGUAUCGGGACAAGCUAUAGAUGAUGCUGCCUAUUUGCUAUAUAGAAGUAACGCAGCUCAACUGUGUGAAGGUGAUUUAGGUUCCUAGCCCCAGCUGUGUCUGUUCUGUGAGAUUGCUGCCACCACCCACUCAGACUUCAACAUUUGAAGAUGCUGGUGGCUGUGAGGUCAUGGCAGGAGCCGAAGUUCUGUCCUUUCCACUUCAAGAUGUUUCUUCCCUUCCUUUGCUCUCACUGCCUGUUUCUUGUAGCAGAUGUUCUUCUGGCAGGGCAAGAGCACAAGGAAAGAAAGAAAGAAAAUCCUUCCUCUAUCACCCACUUCCCUAGCACUUGUUCUUCUCACUGAUAUUACAUAGGAGGAGAUGCGGAUGUUGGUGGGCUCUUCCCAUUGAUGUAAUGAGUUCUGUGAGGAGAGAGGAGAAGACCUGAAUUAAUCCACUUUUGUAGGCUGCAAACCAGUCAGUGGCUAUUACUGGAGGGGGUGAUUUAUUCCAGUAGCUCAUUAGCAAUAUUACUUCCUCAGCUGCAUACCUUUGUGCCUUUUUUUUGCCUGAAGUUAAGUAGAAAUUCCCUUUGAACUUUAGAUAAGUUGUUAGAACGCUGAUGACUGCACCUUGUUUUUCCUCUUACCUGCCAAUAUCUUCUUGUUGGGCUUUUGUAGUAAGAACUCUGCGUAAUAUCUAGAAACAUAAGUACUUACAACAGGUACUGGGUGUGCACUCGGAAUGUCAGCCUGCUAGUAGUAUGCAGCUUUCUUGAAUAUGAAGUGUGAGCAGGAAACUCAAAGCAUAAUGUGAUUCUUUUGUGUGUACUAAUUGCAGUAUAUCAUUAGUUCAGUGGGGAGGAGUGUCUGGAGCCUCUAUCUUUUAAAAGCACAGCUGACAUAUGUACUGGAUCAGUCCCCAGAGGCUGGUAGUUGUGUAAAUUGGGUUCAAUUUUUGAACCGCUCAGAAUACCUCAUAUGUAAAUAGAGUUGUCAUGACUUAAUCAAAAUGUGUUCGUUGUAUGAAGUAAAGGAGCCACUGGCUGGCUCAGCUUUAGGCUUGUUGUUCUUGCCUCAUUUUGUAAUUUUUUUAAAGUAGGGUUUACAGCUAGAAUUUUGAAUGCCAAAGUUCUAUUUAUUAAAUAAUAAUAAAAGUUUUCAUUGUUAAUGACUGGUAUUUUUUCACUGGAAUUUGUUGGUUGAUGUUUGGGAUUUGUAUCCACAGAGCAAGAAUAAAUUUUGUUACAAAAUGGA